CCGUAUUAGCUAACCUGUGACGUAACACUUGAGCACAUUGGAGUUCAUGUUGGCGUGUCGUAGUUCCAUUUUUCGUGCUAGGUAAAGGAGCCUUUGUGAUCACGAAUAGACCUGGCACUGACAAACGAAAGGGUGUUCAUUUAUCUUUGGCUGUCUGGGAUGUAUGAAUGGAUAGUUGACGGAAUAUCAUCGCUCUUCGUGCCUUUUUCUGGAGGGAAAUCAAGGAGCUGGCCUAAGAACGGCGGUGUAUCAGAAGCCGCGCGGACCCCAGACGAGCAAAGACAGGAUAAUUAUAAUAACAGGCCAGCGAAACGCAAUUAUCAAAGUGUCCACUCUCCCGAGGGCACAUCAGAGCCUGUGGAGAUCAAAAGACCAAGAAGAGAUGUAAUUUUAAGCACCGUUAAGAAAACCCUGGCUGGAGUCGCUGGCUUUCUCCGUCUGAGGCACCCCAAACCCAGCCUUCAAAAUGACCACCGCUCCUAUAAGAAAGCCCCGCUGCAGCCCGUUGCGCUGGCGGGAAUAGAUGAAAUUCCAAACAGUAACUUGAGCAUGUGGAUCAUGAAUGGGAAUGUUAAAAUGGACAAACUGAGAGAGGGAGGCAGCACUGGGCAAGAGAAGACUGUGUCUGCCUUUGGCAACAGCUCCUUGCCCCUGAACAGAAAGCAAGAUAGUGGAGCAAUGGUGUUUCGGGGAGCCCAGGACAAGACCCAGCGACGAUCCUUGCCGCUCAUGCCUGCUUCAGACCUGGCUGGCAGGCCUCACAAGCCCUGCCUGGCUGUGGAGGAGGCCCUGAAAGAAAGUGACCGGGAGCAGUACUUAAGACUGGUGGAGAUGGUGUCGGAGAAGUACAGCAAAAGCAAGCCUCUCCCAUUUGCCCAGAUGAAACCUCUGAUGACUUCUCUUCCGCUGGAUGGACACAAACAGACAGUCUUUGGCAGAACCUGUGAUACGAGCCUCCCCAAGCGAGGUCCUGUCAGAGCCAACCCCAGUGUGUCCAUGUGGAGGGACCCAUCGUCUGGAAAACAAACCAAGGACAGGACUGUGGACAUGGGUCUGAGUAAGCCUGUUGGAGAUUGCAGAAGCACAGGAGUGGAGGAGCAGUCAGCAUGGAAGGGGAAGACCAAGCCAGUGGAUGUGGACCUGUCUGCCGAGGUGGCAGCUCGCCUCAACCUGAAGGACAAGGAGCCGUCUCUACCUGCACUUCAGCCUGUUCCUGUUCCUCCUGGUUUCCAGAGCCGGCCCGCCUCUCAGGCAGACUCCCGGCUGGCUGAUGAGGAUCUCCCCCGCCUCUCCAAGGAGAUGCAGAUGGAGGUGAGUGCUGCUCUGGCUCAGAGGGACCCCAACCUGGUCCUUAGCAGUGCAUUCAAGCUGCGCAUCACCCAGAGAGACCUGGCCACCCUGCAGGAGGGCUCCUGGCUCAACGAUGAGGUGAUCAACUUUUACCUGAACCUGGUGAUGAGUCGCAGUGAGGAGCAGAAGGGGCUGGGUGGGCAGAAGGUCUACUCCUUCAGUACGUUUUUCUUCCCCAAGCUGCACGGUGGUGGCCAUGCGGCCGUCAGGCGCUGGACCAAGGCAGUGGACCUCUUCACCUACAACAUCAUCCUGGUGCCACUCCACCUGGGAGUGCACUGGUCUCUCACUGUUGUUGACUUGAAGGCAAAAAGUGUGAAAUCCUAUGACUCCAUGGGCCAGAGGCAUGAUGACAUCUGCAACCUGAUACUGCUGUAUCUGAAGGAGGAGAUGAACGUGAAGAAGGGGAAAGAUCUGGAUGUCACCAAGUGGACUCUCAGCAGUCUGAAGGCCUCUGAGAUCCCUCAGCAAAAGAAUGGCAGUGACUGUGGAGUCUUUGCCUGCAAAUAUGCUGACUACAUUUCCCGUGGACGACCUUUAACCUUCAGACAGUGUCAUAUGCCGCUGUUCAGAAAGCUGAUGAUCUGGGAGAUUCUCAACCAGCGCUUGUUGUAAAAGGAAGACAGAAGAGGAUCAUUUGGCAUCUUCAGGCCCCAUUCAACCAAAACAGGACCAACUAAACCUCCCUGCUUCCCUGAGCUUCCCAUUGUUUUAAUAUUUAUAAAGCGCUACUAGGUUCUGUAUUCACUACGUAGUAGACAUGAUAAAAAACCUGACACAAGCUCCAUACCCUAGAAGAGGUAGACGCACAGCUUGAGUCAUUAACUUAUAAUGCAGAGUAAGUAUUUGUCACAAAACCAGUCAUUCAUUGUAUUAUUUCACUCGUAUGGCGUGGUGAAUAACUGGAACGAUGAACUUUGCUGUCUGGUCUGUGUCCUGUUACUGUCUCUUGUCUUGGUCAGUCAAGCAGUGAAGGAGGUUGUAUAGGUACUGACGUGGACGUAGAGGACUGUGCACCACAUAAGGUAUCCUGCCUGUGAUGAUGCAGAAAUGUGUGUGUGUGUGUGUGUCUGGUAAGGCCUGUGUGUGGUGUCAAUCAAAAUGUGUUAAACACCCCUUAGUGACAUACUGAAUGUACAUGUCAUCCCAUAAUGCGUGUCUUUAGACUGAAGUGCCUUAAAUUCAUUUGUAUCUGUCCACCACACAUACUGUGGCACUGGCUGCAGAGAUCAUCAACUGUGUUUUAGCGUGUGUUUGUGCACCUGCUCUCUACUGCUCGGCACAGCAUGGUAUGUGUGUAUGUCCGUCUGUCUGUGUGUGACAUGGAUGUUGUUAAUUUCACGUAAAUUACCUUGUAAGUAAACUUGAGUCAGAUGGAAAAGUUGUAUGUAACUUCAUUAAGUUGUUUACGUGCAUUCUUAUUUGAUCACAAAAGUCUUGGCUCCUCAAUGCAAAUGUGUCAGACUUAACUUGAUAGGAGAGGAUUGCAUGCAGUUCUAAAAUUAAAUCUUACACUUUUUUUUCUUCCUCGUGUCACGUGUGCCAUCUCUCAUAUAUUUGCAAUCCUCCCAGAAAUGCCCUUAAUUUAAAGACAGAAAAGCGUUAUUUAUUUUCGUUAUGUUUCCUCAUUUCUACUUGUACUUGUACUUCUACUUUGGCUUGUAAAUAGUAUAAUCAGCUUCUGGUGUGUGCUUUUUCUGUGUAGAGAUGAGAGGAUAAAAUGAAUGUAGAAUGCAGCUGAACUUAAAGCAGUGAGACUUUACACUACAGGCUGAUCUUAAGUAUUUAUGGUGCAACAUGCACAGUAUGUCUUCUGUGUUUGCGUAGAUCUGUACAGAUUGUUGCUCAUUAUUUUUGUAAGUAAUAAAGAACUGGACGAAGCAAGGUCA
Alosa sapidissima (American shad) is the source of this 3239-nucleotide messenger RNA. It is a transcript of the gene senp2, whose product is annotated as SUMO specific peptidase 2. The record is from RefSeq and is a predicted model, not a curated record. Gene Ontology annotation, cellular component: nucleus. Lineage: Eukaryota; Metazoa; Chordata; Actinopteri; Clupeiformes; Clupeidae. The transcript is spliced from 17 exons. Gene Ontology annotation, molecular function: deSUMOylase activity. Bases 160 to 1965 code for a protein of 601 amino acids. Gene Ontology annotation, biological process: protein desumoylation.